AAUAUUCUUCUCAAAGUUGUUGGUGCACUUCAGGUAAGGAGGACUUUUUUCCGGCAGGUUGGGGAUCGAUGGAGGCAUAUGGCAGACAGAAACAGAAUGUCUUUAGAAAACCUAAUUGCUGUGUAAUGCAAUAUAUCAACAAACACACACAUCUCAUUUACAUAGACAAACAGGGAACUUUUUUUUUCUUCUCCUUUCUUGUGAAAGUGUUCCUGAGCACUUUCACAAGUCUAAACUUCAAAAUGCAAGAUUAUUGGAAUUUUGUAAAAAAAUAAAAUAAAAUAUAUAUAUUCAUUAAAAGCACAGACUUUUAUUAAAAGUUUAUACAAAUUUAUUUGUCCUAAAGUUGAAUAAACUUAAUAAGAGUAAACUUAAAAAAAAUAAAAAUAAAAAAGCCCUGAAAUGUUUUCAAAUUUAGAUUUUUCACAGUGUAAAUAAGCAUUAACGAUGUGGCAAUGGAUGUAUUAGUGUAAAAAUGUGUUCAUGUGUGAGUCUAUUUGUGAUUGUGUCUAUAAGCAUGUUCUCACCAGAAAUGCACAUUCUUACCGGUAUUGCAGGCCUACAUUUGCUCAUAUGCAUUCACACACUUAUCAACAGACAUACUAGACAGUGCAUGGUGCACACAACACAAAAACACACACGUACACAUGGACAGAACACAGACAGGCCUGUGUAGGAUAUAAUCCCCCUGCAUGUGUGAGAUUAAUUUGAGAGGAAAACUGCCUAGAAAAGAAAGAUUCAUCUUAAUGUUUAUUUGAGUUCAACCCCAAGUUAGAGACCCCUCCUAGGGCUCCAAAUGAACCUGGUUUCUCUUAAAUAAACACACACAUACAGAUCAAGGGGUGUUUGUGUUUCCUAAACCAAACUCCACAUUUUUGGAACAGGUAUCCCCCCACCUCCCCAAAAAGCUUGAACAGACACCUUACGGAGAUGGAUAUGAGGGCGGCGUCUCUAAACUUAAGAGUGUGUAUCUGCAAAUAUAUGUGUGUUGAUAACCUGAGCAUUUCUCUCUCUGUGAAUCAGUCUGUCUCUGGUUGUCGAGUUGAUCAUUAGGACUCAACGUUGCAUUACAGAAUGACAUUGCUGGGGUUUGUGAUGCUACUAUGCAUCCUGGGAGCUCAAGCUACCGUGGAUCUGAGAAAUGCUGCUGCCAUGGCUGCAGGCUUGUGUAACACCAAGCCCACAGACGUGGUGUUCAUCGUUGAUAGCUCUCGAAGUGUCCGUCCUGCUGAGUUUGAGCAGGUCAAGGUCUUCCUGACCAAGGUUAUUGAUGGUCUCAGCGUUGGGGCUGAUGCUACUCGUGUGGGUGUUGUGAACUAUGCCAGUCGGGUGAAGAACGAGAUCUCUCUGAAGUCCCACAAAACCAAGGCAGGACUGGUCAAGGCUGUGUCCAAGAUUGAGCCACUGUCCACGGGUACUAUGACUGGCCUAGCCAUCCAGUUUGCUAUGAACGUGGCCUUCAGUGAAGCAGAGGGAGCACGCAAAUCCCCUGGCAUCAGCAAGGUGGCAAUCAUCGUGACCGAUGGCCGGCCGCAGGACAACGUACGUGACAUUGCAGCAAGGGCACGGGAGUCUGGCAUUGAGCUAUUUGCCAUAGGAGUGGGUCGUGUGGACAUGACCACGCUCAGGCAGAUGGCCAGCGAGCCUCUUGAUGAUCAUGUAGACUACGUAGAGAGUUACAGCCUCAUUGAGAAGCUCACCAAGAAGUUCCAGGAAGCCUUCUGUGCGAUUGUGUCGGACCUAUGCGCAUCCGGCGAUCAUGACUGUGAGCACAUUUGCAUCAGCACACCAGGAUCUUUCAAGUGCGCCUGCAGAGAGGGCCACACACUCAUGGAGGACGGCCGAUCAUGCAGCGCUUGCAGUAAUGCAGCCAUAGAUGUGGUCUUCGUGAUUGAUGGCUCUAAAAGCGUGAGACCAGAGAACUUUGAGCUGGUGAAGAAAUGGAUCAACCUGAUCGUAGACAAGUUGGACGUGUCAGAGACUAAUGCCCAUGUGGGACUGGUGCAGUAUUCCAGCACCGUGAGGCAGGAGUUUCCUCUGGGACGCUACAAUAACAAAAAGGAACUGAAAGAAGCUGUAAAAAGGAUGGCCUAUAUGGAGAGGGGAACCAUGACUGGCCAUGCCCUCAAUUUUAUGUCAGAAAACAGCUUUGGUCCUAACCAGGGUGCCAGACCUGGAGUGACAAAGGUCGGUAUUGUCUUCACUGAUGGCAGGUCACAAGACUACAUUGGAGAUGCAGCCAGGAAGGCCAAAGAGAAUGGAUUUAAGAUGUAUGCUGUUGGAGUUGGAAAUGCUGUUGAGGAUGAGCUGAGAGAGAUCGCCUCUGAACCUGUCGCUGAUCAUUACUUCUACACCGCUGAUUUCAAGACCAUGAACCAAAUUGCCAAGAAGCUGCAAAUCAAUGUUUGUCAAGAGGAGGAUCCCUGUGAAUGUAAUUCCGUUAUCAAGUUCCAGAAAAAAGUGGAGGAGGCCCUAACGGUACUAACAAAGAAAUUGGAAGCUGUGACGAAACGUAUCACUGCCCUGGAGAACAAGAUUGUUUGAGAAGACACCAGCAUCUAAUUCUUACCCUUUCUCCUUUUGUAAAGUUGCCUCCUGUGACCUCUGACCCCUAUUCUUAUGUUCCAUUCCUCCACUCCAUUUCUUUCUGCUCUCUUGGCCUUCAUCACUAUCAUUCAUGAGGGUGGUGCACUGAUUGUCAUGGUGACCAUGGUUUACCUGUCUACACUUGAUCUGAAUUAUGGUCACCCCAAAAAGGAAGGUGUUGGUUUGCAAACAGCCAACCCCCCUAACAAGACACUGUGUGCAUUACCAUAGUCCCCCAUCAGUAGCCAGUGUGAAAUCUGUAUACUUGAGCAAAACUCUUC
Messenger RNA from Myxocyprinus asiaticus (Chinese sucker), 2867 nucleotides. RefSeq names its product cartilage matrix protein-like. NCBI's taxonomy places the organism in Eukaryota, Metazoa, Chordata, Actinopteri, Cypriniformes, Catostomidae. The transcript is spliced from 8 exons. The record is from RefSeq and is a predicted model, not a curated record. The coding region runs from base 1075 to 2544 and encodes 489 amino acids. Gene Ontology annotation, molecular function: calcium ion binding.